CAGGCAGUUCAGGUCUUAAUUUUUACCGUAAACAUUUGUUGGAAGAAUAUCGUAUUACAGAUAGAGAAGAAAGAAAUUGCGAACGAAGAAGAUGAACGGGAAUUGCGGAAUUUGAAAGAGGAUCUUCGAAAUGAAAGCAGUAGGAAAAAGUCGGCUAUAGAGCCACAUUCGUUGGUGAUUUUCCGUGGUAAAGUUGGUAGGUAUCUGCGAAGGUUAGAAUUGGACAUUCGUAGAAUAAUGGAGCCAAACACAGCUGCAAAACUAAAAGUCUUCAAAAGGAAUAAUCUAAAAGAUUUUGUGGUGAAUGGUGCUGCUCUAGGAGUGACUCAUUUAUUAGUACUGACAAGAACUGAAAAGUCAGUGAUGUUGCGUAUUAUCCGAGUCCCUCAAGGUCCUACACUGACAUUCCGCGUUGCUUCUUAUACACUGGCAAGACACGUAGUGUCAAGUAUGAGAAGGCCAGUGCAGUACGACAAUCAGUACACAGCAGCUCCGCUCGUGGUAAUUAGUGGCCUUAACGAUGGCGGUCCGAAGCAUUUGAAAGUAGUGCAGUCCAUGUUCCAGUUUAUGUUCCCACCUCUAGCUGUAGACACGUUUGCUUCUGUAAGAAAGGUGAAAAGUUUUUUUUCUUUCCGAAGGGCGUUUGAACUACGUUUAGCUCAACAGGUUUUUAAUGCUGUGAAAUACUUUCAUUAUUUAAUGCUCUCCGAAUUUAGCGCUAUCAAGGCAGUUCCUUCUGGAAUCAGUAAAUCCGCUAAGAAGCUAUUGCGAGGUAACGUUCCGGACCUUUCAAUGUACAAAGACGUUAGUGAUUUUUUUUUGGAGCCCGGUCUGUUGAGUGAUAGUGAGUUUGAAGGGGAACAAAAAGAAGUUGAAUUAGUGCAAGACCUUUCAGCUCGUGGAUGUCGACGAGGUCAAAAGACUAACAUCAGGUUAGUUGAAUUGGGACCUCGGAUGACACUUUCGUUGAUGAAAAUAACAGUUGGAGUGGAUGAUGGUGAAGUAUUAUAUCACUCUUACAUAACGAAAACGAAAAAUGAAGUAGAUCAGCUUCGCAGGGAAGCACAUACGAACAAGUAUGUUUUUUUCCAGCUAUUUUUCCUAUUUUAUUGGUUAAAUAAUGAACCGCUUUCUUAUUUUUUUUUUUUUGUUUUAGAUGAAAAUUUUCAAAAAGUUUUAGAGGGUAAGGGGUUCUUACUUCUCCGGGUUUCUGGAACAGCUCAGAAAGAGUGCCUUAAAAUAAAUAAAUUGCUUAAAAUUGGAUGUUUUCCUAUUAUUGCCUAUGAAGAGAAGGCAGAAUUGUUAGAAGUGACUGACGCUUUAUGCAUUGAACAAAACAAAAAGAUCAAGGAGAGGAAAGUUUUGGAGAACGAACGCCGAGUGAUUCGAAAGUUAACUGCCAUUGCAGAAAGGAAAAAUGAGGAGCGAAAAUUUGAAAAGCGAGAGAGCGAACGCGUCAUUUUUAGCCAGAGUGCUCUUAUGGGAGAUCUUUAUAAUAAAGAUUCAAGUUCGGGAUCAACUUUGAGACGAAAGGAAGAAGAAGAGGAUGACCGUGCCAGUAAACGACUGAAAAGGAACGGGAGUGCUGGUCGAGUAAACGACGGGUUGACGAGAGUUGAAAGGAGAAAGCAGAAAGCUGUUGCAGUCGCAAGAAGGUUGGUAAAAAGGCGACAGGGUCUGUGCAUGAAAUCAUUUUUGCAUACGAAAGGCGUGAAGCACGUCGGAGAAAGGUUUGGAGUUGAUAUGUAUCUUUGGGCGGUGGGGGUUUUAGAAAGGUUAGGGACUUCUGGAUUUCAUGAGUGA
This is a messenger RNA of Enterobius vermicularis (human pinworm), 1803 nucleotides long. Lineage: Eukaryota; Metazoa; Nematoda; Chromadorea; Rhabditida; Oxyuridae. The record is from the annotation of a GenBank genome assembly.